AUGAACGAAUCUCCCCCAGCUACGUCGCCAGCGCACCUCGCGCCCACCCGCGGACGCCACCAGCGCCGCUCGACAUCCGACUAUUCGAUGACGCGUGAACCGAAUGCCGACGAUUUGCUUACGAACCUCACGCCGCGGACCGUGGUCGAUGCCUUCCGGAACCCCUCAGGGCCCCUGAAAGCCUGCAUAGAGGCGGCCACCCCUUCCGAGCAGGCGUUUGCGCUGAGAGUAGCGAUUGCGUCCAACAGCAUACACGAAUGGCUUGACGAGCUUUCGGCCUGGCCAUGGCCCGCCGGCGGGGGUUCUGCUGGCUUCGAGAUACCUUCCGCUAAUAUGGUGAAGCUCCCAAAGUCCACCGCCCCAGCCAAUGACGAAGCGCCUGAAUGGGAUACACGUUACAGCGGGAGCAUCCCUACCACCGGACUCGCGAGAUAUGAGAAGCGGAUAGACGACAUCGCCCAGAGUUUGGAGGAGCUCGACAUUGAAGAAAUCAAGAGCCAGGUCUUAAAUAACCACAUUAUGCCCCUGUCAAGGCCGGGCACGCCCAUAAUGGGCUCUGGACGCUCAAUCUCGUCCCUCUCCUCUUUUGCGAAGCUGGACGAUCUGACUGCCCUGGUCACGGCGACCACGGUGCAAGCGUUGCCAAACCUGUCCAAGCUCACCAGGCUGAUGACUGCUUGGAGCUUUCGCCUUCUGGUGCUACGCAAGAUACCGGUGUUUCUGACGUCAGUUGCCGACGCCGAGGUCGCUCUCCAGUCUGGCUGGAAUGCCAUCAAUUUCGGCCCGGUUCGCAGCCAUGCCACGGAUAUCCCAGAGAGCGCCACGGGCACCGGAUCCGCGACACUGUCUCAGGAAGAGUUUGAUGUCAUGAAAUCCGUCCUCGGACGCAAAGUAGCAAAGGCCGGCCGCGACCUGGAUGCCAUGCUGGACGUUCUCGAGGGACAGUCGGACACGCUACCCGAAGCGUGGAUCGACCGUGUGGAUGUCUUGGAGCAAGGAUACGGCGAAUGGACAGUGGCUUGCGAGCGAAAGGUCAAGGAGGUCACCAACUUCGCUCCGUUGCCGCCGCAGGUCGUCCCGAAGUCGAGCGCACCAGAACAGCCACUCCAGGACACGAAUAAAACCAAAGCUGACGCGCCAGCCACCAGCGAAUCACUUGCUGAUAGAGAGACGGUAGGCUCAUCAGGGAAUACGUCUUCCGCUAACGGAGGCAUUGCGCUGGAGCCCAGGCCGUCGCCCCAAACCAUCCCGCCAGUCAUCAGAAUCCACCCGACCACGGAAGACGAGGGCCCUCAACUAGAGGAUGCUGUUAAUAGUGACGCUGAAUCUGCUCAAGGUGAUUUGAAAGGGUCAGCGGACGCACUUUCCACGUCCAUGCUCGCGUCGGACCUCGUCGAAGCCGUCCAGGAAGAGCAGGAAGAUCCUGCGAGUGCUCUCGCCUCUCUACCUCCCUCGGAUUCUGAGCUGUCGGAUACUUCGGAACCCAGCGUGUUACAAAGAGAAGAGCGUGGAAGACGCGCUAGCAAUGCGUCACAGUCCUCAACAGUCAUCUAUGAAGCUCCCAGCGUGUUCACGGAUUCGUUCUCUAGCGAUCUCCUCGAACAGGGAACGCCAGAACGCCUACGUCAAAAACCUCUGCCCCUGGACCAGGAUGUCUCUGGCUUCCAGUCAUUCCGGUCGAGCACAAGGUCAAUGUCGGUGAGCUUCAACGACAAGCCCACGGUUACAGAGCUGCCGAGCUUCCCCAGCCCCCCAGGCACCCCGACGAAAUCGUCUAUUUUGGAGGAAGACGCCGCGACAGAGCCUGGCAGCCCAUCCGAGAUGAGUAUGCCCGGCUCAUACGACCAGCUUCAGCAACAAAUCAGUGAGAUAUUGGAGUCCGUGCCGGCUAAGAUUCGCUUGACUGCCGAACCCCCGGCCGUCAACCUCAACCCGCCGGAUUUCAAGAUGCCGACGAGUCGCAAGAGCUCCCGCUCGGACGCCAUCCCUCGCAGCCAGUCCACCCACUCGAUGCGUUCGGCGUAUUCCCGAUCCGCGACACCCUCGUUCACCCUCGCUCCAGCACGCGGCUCUCGCCCGCGGCACCAGCGUGGCAACCAGGAGAUCAAGCUUUACCAUCUCUCGCGGUCGAACGGCGAGGCCCCCAUCAAGCUCUUCAUCCGCUGCGUGGGCGAGCACGGCGAGCGCGUCAUGGUCCGCGUCGGCGGCGGCUGGGCCGAUCUCGGCGAGUAUCUCAAAGAAUACGCGAGCCACCACCUCCGGCGCGCCGCGGGUGCCGCCGGCACCGACAGCAAGAUCGAAGUCAAAGACGUGCCGCGCAACGGCGCCGUGCGCGCUGACUCCACCCCGCCUAGCCGCCCGGCCUCGGCAAUGGACGCCCAUUCCCCCAUCUCCCCGCUCAAGCUGCGCAAGACCCGCCGUCCUCCUCCGCCCGCUGCCGCCGCGGAUGAACAACAACCCCCACCACCACCUCCACCGGCACCUGCUACCGGCACUGCUGUUGCUGGUGCAGUCCGCCCCAAGACGCCGCUGGCGAGCGGUGGUAGUGGAAGGCUGGACCGCACGACACCGCCCUCGGACGCGUCGUCACACUCGUCGAGGUCGUCCCGCCUCAGUGGAUGGGAUCCCGACGAUGACGAGUCGGCCGCGCUGGGCAUGGCGGGACCGAGGGCCAAGCAGAUCCAGAUGAGCGAAGAAAGCAGGGCGUGGGUGGAGAGCGUCAAGGAGAAGGUGAGGAUCGCGAGUGGUGGGUCGACAGCGGCGGCUGCUGCUGCUGCGGCGGCAGCUGUGGCGAAUGCGGGUUAUAGUAAGGAGGGUGGUGCUGCUGCUGCGGGGAGUGGGUUGGAGGCGAGCUUGAUGGAGAGGUUUGGGGAGAUGGGCAAGGUGGGGAGUACGAAGAGGCUUUUUAGAAGGGGCUAG
Molecule: messenger RNA, 2919 nt
Organism: Parathielavia appendiculata
Lineage: Eukaryota; Fungi; Ascomycota; Sordariomycetes; Sordariales; Chaetomiaceae
Exons: 1
Coding region: 1-2919 (972 amino acids)
Molecular function (GO): microtubule binding
Source: RefSeq, a predicted model, not a curated record